AUGGCAUCCAUUAGCAGCUUCUGUUUGGCCUUCGCCUCACUGGUGGCGGCGGACUGUGAAGCACCCAGCAGUUCCAAGGCCUUGUUGCAAUCCAAGGUCCAUGUCGAAGAUUCGGAGCAUGGCACCGUGGACAAAUCCGGCGCAUGCGACUAUGACGUCUACAUUGGCCGCAGCGAUUGGGGUUGGGACAAGCAUUGGGCCAAGCGCAUCGUUCCGGCGCCCAAGGGCGAGACCUUUCACUUCGAUGGCUGCAGAGAGGACGCGGGAUGCGGGAGUGGUGGCAUCCACGUCCUGCGGGAUUCCAAUGGCAACGAGGUGGGCACCGGCACCUGUUGCAGCGGCCUCACCAACAAGGUGCUGCGUGUCAUCAGCAACGCUUGUACGGACAAGUGCCUUUAUACCCUGGACAUCUACCGGGGUGGGCCCAAUAACUUCGCAAAAUGGUUCCAGAAGAACUCGACCAAACCGCGCGGAGAGACCUUUGCCUUUACGGGUUGCAUCACCGACACCGGCAACGGACAGAAAUGCGUCACAGAUUACAAUGUGGCAGAUGGCAUCCGCUAUUACACCGACUUCAUUGGCAACAGGAUUGGCACAGGUUCGUGUUGCGACUCGGAGACCGACAAAGUGGAGAUCGCCGAAGUAUCCUGUCCCAAAAGCUGCAGCUACACACUCCAUAUCAUCAGCAAGUACGCCGGCUACACCUCCGUGACGGGUCUCGAAGAGAUGGACCUGGGCAGUUCCAACACCAUCUCCGGCAGCAAAGUGGUGGAAGAUGCGGAGAACGAGGAGUUCACGGUGGACGGAUGCUCCACAACAGUUCCCCAGGGCAAGGUCUGCAAGGAUAAGCACGGCGUUAGUGGAGGAGUUCGUGUCAUAAAGAACAAGAAAGGACAGAUCGUGGCCACCGGAGAUUGCUGCGCCAGCGACGCCCGCAACGAUGUGAAGCAGGUGAACGGUGCCUGUACUACCUCGCGGUGA
Cladocopium goreaui is the source of this 981-nucleotide messenger RNA. The record is from the annotation of a GenBank genome assembly. NCBI's taxonomy places the organism in Eukaryota, Dinophyceae, Suessiales, Symbiodiniaceae.